Messenger RNA from Entrophospora candida, 204 nucleotides. Lineage: Eukaryota; Fungi; Glomeromycota; Glomeromycetes; Entrophosporales; Entrophosporaceae. The record is from the annotation of a GenBank genome assembly.
AUGAUGAAAUCUACAUUCUUUGCCGCUCUCUUGAUUGCCGUUAUGUUCGUUGCUUUAUCACACGGAUAUGCUAUCGAACGUCGUGCUGCUCUUGAAGCUGAUCUCAAACCUAAAAAUCCUGCUGCCGUUAAAAAUCUUAAAACUCUUGAAGCAGACGAUGCUCCAGUAGUAUCAGAUGGCAGCAAAAUGCAAUCUUUCACAUAA